Molecule: messenger RNA, 1250 nt
Organism: Chrysochloris asiatica (Cape golden mole)
Lineage: Eukaryota; Metazoa; Chordata; Mammalia; Afrosoricida; Chrysochloridae
Gene: CITED1
Product: Cbp/p300-interacting transactivator, with Glu/Asp-rich carboxy-terminal domain, 1
Exons: 3
Coding region: 581-1168 (195 amino acids)
Biological process (GO): melanocyte differentiation; regulation of DNA-templated transcription
Cellular component (GO): nucleus
Source: RefSeq, a predicted model, not a curated record
ACGAUCCAGGACAUGUGCUAAUAAUGCUCUAAACCAGUUAAAAAGACGUGGAAAUUGGGGGGAGGAAAAAAAGGUGGGAGGGGGAAGGGUCUGUCCUUCCUGGGAUUCCUAGUCGAGACCAGCCUGCUGCCGUAUGCGUGUGCGUCAGGACUCUCCCGGCGGCAAUGAGGGUUUGAGAGCCGGGUCCCCCGCGCGGGGAAGAGAACACGGUGGCAGCCACCGCCACCGCCACUGCCCGGAGUCGGCGAGGAAGCUGCGGGCAGGCGGGCGGGCACUGGCGCUGGCCAGGACUGGUUGGCGCGACUCUGUGCGGUGCGGCGGCGGCGCGGCGCGGCGGUGAGGGCUUUCUCAGGCGCCCCGGGAUCGGGUGGACACCGGUGCGGCCGCGGGCAAGGAGCGCGACCCUUUCGCGGCAGCAGCGGAGGCGUGUGUGCCAGGGGUUGGGUUCUCCACCGCUUCGCUCGCCGUUCACCUGGCUGAGCGCUUCCUUCUCCAGGACUAGCGGCUUCACUGAGCACAACAGCUCCAGCUGGCAGCAUCACCUCCCACCAACUUAUCCAACUUCUGCCAAGGCUCUGAAAUGCCAACUAUGUCGAGGUCUGCACUUGAUGUCAAGGGUGGCACCUCACCUGUGAAGGAGGAUGCCAACCAAGAGAUGAACUCUCUGGCCUACCCUAACCUGGGAGUGAAGGAUCGCAAAGCAGUGGCCAUUCUGCACUACCCUGGGGUGGCCUCAAAUGGAACCAAGGCCAGUGGGGCUCCCACUAGUUCCUCAGAAUCUCCAUCUCCAAUAGGCUCUCCUACCACCACCCCUCCCACUAAACCCCCACCCUUCAACCUGCACCCUGCCCCACACCUGCUGGCCAGUAUGCAACUGCAGAAACUUAAUAGCCAGUAUCAUGGGGUGGCCACCACCACUCCAAGUCAACCUGGGGAGGCAGGGCCCCUGCAAAACUGGGACUUUGGGGCUCAAGUGGGAGAGGCAGGGUCACUCUCUCCUUCUACUGGUGCCCAAAGCCCUGCUAUCAUUGAUUCGGACCCAGUGGAUGAAGAGGUGCUAAUGUCACUGGUGGUGGAACUGGGACUGGACCGAGCCAAUGAACUUCCAGAGCUGUGGUUGGGGCAGAAUGAAUUUGACUUCACUGCAGACUUUCCAUCUACUUGCUGAUGCCAAAUAUCCCUAAAGAUGGAGCAAUAAAGCCACAGUUCUGUUGUAAAUAAAAAUAAAAGUUACUUACAAAGAGAUGGGC